UCACCCUGAACCUCCAUUGCAAUUGACGAGUUGGAGCUUGGACCUCCGAGGCCUGCAGCGACGCUGGAGAUGGAGCUCAUGGCCGCCAUCAUCAAGAUCUUGGCCUUGGUCUCCGAGGCAUGCUGCAACGCGGAGAAGCUCCCGGCGGCGCUGGUCUCGUGCGGCGUCGUCGAGGCCGCGGCGGCGAUCUUCCUCGCCUUCUUCAAACCGCCCGGUGGUUUGUUUGAGCACCACGGCAAGGCGCUCUUCUGCCUCUACUACGGCAUUCUCGGAGGCGUCGCCGUCUUCGGGUUCGCGGAGGCGUGGGCCGGACUGUGGGUUUCCGGCGACCUGGUCCAGCGGCGUGCCGUCGGGAAGACGAUCCUGUGGGUGUCCAUCCUGCCUCUCGUCUUGGUGGCUGCGCUUGGAGGCUUCGUCUUCAUGAAAUAGCUGCACCCUCUGUUGUUUACAUAAUCUCUGAUUCCUCUGUUGUAUGAGUAUGUACUGAUCUCUUGUUCCUCUGCGUGUUCACACCAGAACCCAGUUCUGUGUGAGCAUCAUGUUUGAUCCUGCUUUGUUUAUGGUAUUUCAGUAAUCAGUUGGUAUAUGUUCCCUUUGUUUA
Oryza brachyantha (malo sina) is the source of this 601-nucleotide messenger RNA. RefSeq lists its product as uncharacterized. Bases 70 to 429 code for a protein of 119 amino acids. The transcript has a single exon. The record is from RefSeq and is a predicted model, not a curated record. Lineage: Eukaryota; Viridiplantae; Streptophyta; Magnoliopsida; Poales; Poaceae.